AAGGAGAAAGGCGGGCCGGUUACGUAGGAAGCAUUCACCUUGUUGUGAGCUGGUAACUUGCAUCCAACGAGAAAGUAACUCUGCUUCUGACUGUCCCAAGAGAACUCCAAGACAAACGUGGUAGUGCAACUCGUGUUUUGCCUCUAAAGUGGUAUUUAUUGCGAGUCGUGAUAAAAUAUCUGUGAUAUUUGUGAGCUAUGCUAAGUUAUUAUGUGGGCAUACAUACAUCGCGUUCUUUGCAUUCGCAGAGAAAACAUGAAGAUAAAUUGUUGUGUGCUAGAUCUCCGUCUGAAACGAGAAAUGGGGUUACUGUGGAAGGAGCGACACAUAAACAAGUGGUGGAUCUGAUUAAGUCAGGGGGAGAUGUACUCACUCUCACAGUUAUUUCUGUUACACAGCAAGAAGCAGAGAGGCUGGAGCCAACAGAGGAUCCGACAGGUUAUACAUACAUUGACUACAGUGAAAAACGAUCUCUACCCAUCUCGGUACCAGACUACCACUACUCAGAGAAAGCAGGCGAGCGUUAUGUGGUGUUCAAUAUUUACAUGGCUGGGCGACAUCUUUGUUCACGGCGAUAUAGGGAAUUCUCAAACCUACAUCUUAACCUAAAGAAAGAAUUCAUUGGCUUUAACUUUCCUAAACUGCCUGGCAAAUGGCCCUUCACGCUUAGUGAACAACAGCUGGAUGCAAGGCGUCGAGGCCUUGAACAGUACCUGGAAAAAGUAUGUGCAGUGCGUGUGAUUGCUGAGAGUGAUGUGAUGCAGGAGUUCCUUACUGAUGCAGAUGAUGAGCAGGGUAAUGUGUCUCCAGUAGACCUGAAAAUCCAGCUGCCAGAUCGAGAAGUUGUCACUGUUACCGUCCGCAAGAGCUCCGACACUGAAGAGGUGUAUGCAGCCGUCAUUGAUAAAAUUAGAAUGAACAAGAAUACUGCUAAAUAUUUUUAUCUCUUUGAGAUUGUCGAAUAUAAUUUUGAGAGAAAACUUCAGGCCACAGAGUAUCCUCAUAACCUGUAUAUCCAGAACUACAGCACCGCAACAUCUACGUGUUUGGUUGUACGAAAAUGGCUGUUCUGUCUGUCCUGGGAACUUGGUUUGGCUGCUGAUGACCAGGCAACUAUGUUCAUCUUCUGGCAGGCUGUAGAUGAUGUAAAUCGAGGGCAUAUUAGAGCAGAUGACAGGUUAUAUCAGCUAAAAGCUCUUCAAGAUGCAUCAAGAAAAAAUGAGUAUCUGCAGUUAGCGCGUGAACUCACAGGUUAUGGAGAGGUAGUAUUUCCACAUUGUUCUUGCGAUUCUCGUAAAGAGGGGCACGUAAUUGCUUCAGUUGGUGCCGCUAGCUUUAAAUUGGAAGCCUGUAGAGAGGAUGGAGCCCUUGAGUCCCAAGUGGUAGAAUUUGCAUGGACAAGCAUUAAAGAAUGGGAUGUGGAUGAUGAAGCCAUGGCUUUCUGUUUCCAAUACCAGCGUCCUGAGAAGAACCCCCGCUGGGUCAAGAUCUUCACACCCUAUUAUAUCUUCAUGUCAGAUUGCUUUGAGAGGAUAAUGGAAGAGAGCAAAUGGGCGGACACGGGCGAAUGACAUCAGGCAGUUUGCUAGUUACUGACUGGUUCACUGCAUCGCUUCCAGCCGUUUGUUAUUAGAUCACUUUUGUGCUCACUACCCACCUGUGUACCCAACUGAUCUGGAGACUGCAGUGCGCUGUACUCGACUUUCAGGAAAGUCUCGCGUCUCACAUAUUGCAUGUUACAACCGCCUAAUUCUGGCCCACAUCCGGAAUUUGGUAUACUUUAACUUCUUAAUGAAACUCAUUUGGUCUUGGCGGCAUCACGAGGGUAAGGAGUGCGUAGGCCUGCCGCGCUAUGCUCAUCUCGCCCAGUCGGUCUGUGCACUUGACUGGGUGCCUCUGUUCGACAUUGUUCGGCCCAGUUUUAGCAAUAGGUGUUAUUUGUUGAGUUGAAAUUCAGAAUGCCCAUUAUGUUACAGCUUUCGCAGGAACAGAUAGAUUGGAUAUUUCAAGUUUACGAUUGUAUGCAUUAGUCUCAUUGGUUGUCCUACGGUUUAUGUGGUGUCUUAUAAUUACCGGCAAAAAUACUAAAUUGUCUGAUUUUAGUCCAAUGCUGUAAACGUUCAAAUCCAACAUGAAAUUCAUGAGGGGGAGACUUCCAAUAAAUCAAAAAAUAAUAUUAAUAAUCCACUUCUUCUUCUUCCUAAGAUGUUUCCGCUUUAUGUGGGUCAUCUGGAUGUUAAUAAUUAUAAUAAUAACCACGUGAGAGUAAAAAAUUUUGUAAUGUGCCUUUAUAGACUGAAGUGCAUGCGAUGCUGGUUCAGUGCUGGGAUGAAACUGUUAUUUCAAUCUUUCUGUUCCUAGUUUCUUAUUUUGAACAAUCUUCAUGUGGAUGGCUGUCUUCUGGGUUGAAGUGUCUUGUUGUCUGGUAGAAGUUUACCGUGCAAUGAGGCCCGAUGCUGGAGGCAGCAAGGACCUCUGAAACAUUAGUAAACUUCUACCAGAAUACGCGGUGCUACGCCUCAGCAGAUGGCCAUCUUUGUAGUCUCAACUGUGAGAAACUCGGAUCCAACCUUCGUGAGAUCAGAUUUCAAAUAGCUUGUCUGGUCUUGUAUUAAGUGUAUAGUACCCUAACAAUAGAACCAAUCAAAAAAGAGUAUUUCUACAUAUGCCAUUGGUUCUUUACCUGCAUAUUUUCAGCAGAAAGUUUUUAGGUUUAAAAAGAUGCCCGCUGUUUCAUUUGGUGCUUCAGCUUUGUUCUGCAGGCAGUAAUAAAUUCUUUUUCUCCUCAACCCAGUGCUGAGACUGACUUGACAUUCUACUUCUUGACCUGACAACGAGGAGCACGUCAAUUUAUAAACAUAAACACGUACUCACGUUGACCUUCCUACUUGCGCACCUUAGCUGCAGUGACGACAGUUUGUGUAGAUUUGUUAGGUAAAGUCUAUUUUAAGACAAGGCAGCAUAUUGUAAAAAAAAUUCUUCGUUAUUAUGUACCAGCGUGUCGUUUAAAUUGUUUUCAGUUGUUUUAUUGCGAUUGGUUUGUUAGAAUCUGUACACGUGAGAGUAACGGUUGAGCAUCGUUACAAAUCGAAGCAUGCCGCAGAAAGUGAAUAGGCGCACGUGUUCAUAUAGCGUUUAGUUUGUAUUGCUGUCUGUUGUGGGUAGAAAUGUAUUUUUAUCAUCAUUGUAUAUUGUAUAUAUUUUUUGCGCUACUUGGAGAUAUAUAUCACCAUUCAGAAGUAAUCUUCACAUAGAGUGAUGCAGUCUUUUUCUGUUAAACGGCGUUUUCUGGUAAACCAGACGGUGACUCUGCCCCCAACUACAGUAGCGUAACAGCUGUCAUAUAGUGGAGUGAAAUCACUGCAAUAAUAAUCGUAAUUGUUCGAUACCGUAGAUUAACGGACACCGUAAUAGAGAAAUUUCUCAUCAUUCUUCAUCGGUUGCAUUUGCCAGUUGUGGGUUAUUUCAGUAAAAUGAGUACUUCUGAUGUAAAUUAUAAUCAUUUUUAAUAUUAUAAUUUUAUGUACCAUGUAUUCACACUGUAUAUAUAUAUAUACAUAUAUUGUUUGUAUAAUAUGAAUAUGGGAUAAUCAGUUAUUAUUGUGUAAAUAAUAUAUGCAGUCUGUAUUCUAAGGUAAAUCGAUAAUUACGCGCGUAGAUCGUGAAAUCCUGUAUAUUUAUAUUGCGACUGUAUCUCGGAUGUUGGAUGCUGGCUGCUGCUCGGCAGCGAGACGUCUUCGGUACUCGGGGGCACACGCAGGUGGUCUGGUACGAUUUAGGGUUGGAGGUGUAAGGUAGCUACACUGAAUGUCGGCAAAGCUCAGGCGGUGAUCUCACCGAUGGUAAAUAACAACACUAGUAAGUAAUAUAUACUGCUCUGUGUUUCUGUACAAGUAAGUAAUCGCACAGAUGCGCUUCAUACUUCGUUCGACCUUCAUUAUUAUAAUUAUAAAUCAGAUCGACAUGUCAGUUCUUAGGAGGAGCAUUUUAAUUGAAGUCUUACAACCCUUCAUGCCACGUGGAUACGAAAUCCUGAAGACCGACUUCGUUUGUGCACUGUUUAUUUGUUUUGUUGUUGUAAAACAAAUAAACAUUGUAGACUGGAAGUUGGUUUAGAAGAUUUCAUGAAUUGAAUAGUACUUGCAUCCUGAAUCCUGAAAAUUUGGAGAAGUUCUGCACGGGAACAGUUCGUGAUGCGUGUCCAGAGCAUGGAAGGAAUGGCGUUCAGCUGCUCCAAGCAAGUAAGAACAGAAAGUUCUCAAGCCUUGACCUCAAAAAGGCUCUAUUCAUCCCAUUAUUUUUUCCUCCAUUGUAGACCUAAAGGUAUUACCUGCAUUUAAGUAUCUUAGUCUUAGGUUUUCCCAUCCAUUUCUUUGAACAUUCCAUACACCUGCAGGCGGGCUAAUCCACCCUAAUUCGCCCGUCUCGGCCUCCGCAUCGUCACGAGCACAGUGAACAGAAGAAGGUUUAUAUCAGUCGUGGUUUCAAACUUAUAUGCGUCUCAUUAAAUUUAACGUGCAAUCGGUCUCACCGCGCUAUCAUGAAAAUUCUUACAUAUUAAUUUCUUAUUGAUUAAAGAAAGUGUGUAGAGUACAACGUACAUUUAUUUUCGUGCUGUACUGCAAGUAGUGUGGAUGAAUCUUCUUCGAUGCAAAUAAUUUAGAUAGAAUAUAACAUUUUGUGUGUCAAUUAAGGAUUGUAUGAUAAAAAUAUUAGUAGAGGAAUUACAAGCAUCAAGACUCCAUAAUGGGACAAAAGGAUUUAGUUAUCGUGGGCUUGUAAGUGCGGUGAAGUUGAAGAGUGGUUCAUUCCUUCGUGUUUGACAAAGCCCGCAUGGAUUGAGUGAAAAUUAGUGCUGAUAUUGUUGGUUUGUAUGUUUAUAUUUUGGUAUGAGUGCAGGCAUGCAUGUGACUGGAGCUUCGAUGAUUAUAUUACUCUACUCGGAUGGCUAAAACCCAGAAGAGGGCCAUCUUCAUACUCGCCUCCGUGAGAGCCACAAAUCCUGGUUAUAUUACCAUUCUUUUCUCCCGUCUGAUCCACCGUUUGCACAUUUUCAGCUAGAUCCACAGUUGCGUAGAUCCUAACACCAUUUUGAUAUUGAAGUACGUAGCUCCGGUUCCUAGUGGGAAAGACGUGUAGAACGUUUUCUUUGCAUUGCUCAUUAGACAUGCAAAUUAACCAAAGUGAUCUGCUUGAAAUGGUUCCUGUUCCGCAUUUCAUUUCUAACUAUAAACAAAUUAGAAUGGAUACAAAUUUUUGAAGAUUACUUUGGCGCAAGAGAAUUAAAAACAUUUACGUUACUCUCAAAAUGAUUUAUCGUUAAAUACAUGCGUCAUCAACAGUACUGAAUGUUUUGGAUCGCCGUUAGUUGAUGCAGCUAACAUUUGGUUGGGUCGUGACAAAUACCGCGUUACUGUCUUUGUCUACGAAUUUCAGUCUCCAAAAAUCUGAAAAAUGCUUCUGACGUGUUUUUCUCUGAAAAUGUUAGCUGCAGUGUAGUUAUUUAACAUUCCAAUGAUGGUAAUGUAUCAAGUUCCUGCUGCAAUAAUACUAAAACAGUUGUUAAUGUUUUAGUCAAGUUUUGAUUUGUCAUUAUAUUUAAAAGUUAUUAUGUACAGUGGAAUCAAAAUACAUGGAUUGUAAUAACAUCCAGUGUUUUAUGUUCAUAAUAAAGAAGUAUUGUAAACCAAAA
Messenger RNA from Zootermopsis nevadensis, 5692 nucleotides. RefSeq names its product sorting nexin 27 (gene Snx27). The record is from RefSeq and is a predicted model, not a curated record. NCBI's taxonomy places the organism in Eukaryota, Metazoa, Arthropoda, Insecta, Blattodea, Termopsidae. Gene Ontology annotation, molecular function: phosphatidylinositol-3-phosphate binding; protein binding. Gene Ontology annotation, biological process: endocytic recycling; signal transduction; intracellular protein transport. Gene Ontology annotation, cellular component: early endosome.